UAGAGCAACGUAAACAUUGAUCAUGUAAUGAUAGGAGUCGAUCUUUAACCUAGGUAAACAUGGAGAGCCCAGAGUUAACUUUUACUUUAGCCUACAUAGUGUUCUCACUCUGCUUCGUGUUUACACCGAAUGAGUUCCGUUCAGCCGGUUUAACCGUUCAGAAUGUGUUCUCUUCAUGGCUGGGCAGCGAGGACCUGGGCUUCAUCCAGUACCACGUCAAGAGGAGCAGCAUCACCCUGCUCAUCCACUCUGCACUGCCUCUAGGUUACUAUAUGGGAAUGUGUUUUGCUGCUCCAGAAAAACAACUGGGAUACAUUCACCAGGUGAGUGAUGGCUGGAGAGUGUUUCUCCUCCUCUCUCUCUGCCUUCAGUUGGUCAGCUGGACACUCAUCAUCUACUGGUCCCGGUAUCACUGGCACAACCAUCCAAUCAGCCGGGCCCUGCAGGCCCACGUUCAGCCUCCUUACUCCAGCUGGGGCUCUGUGGCAACCAGCAUCAACACUGAGUUCAGACGCAUUGAUAAAUUUGCCACAGGGGCACCUGGAGCCAGAGUGAUCAUCACUGACAGCUGGGUGUUAAAGGUGACCACUUAUCAUGUCCACAUGGCUUUACAGAAUGACUGUCAUGUGACAGUGACAGAUUCCAGACAGCACGAGUUGACUCCAGACUCAGCCUCCCCAAUACAGCUCCUGACCCUGAGAGUGGAGAGCAUCAACCCUGCAGUCAGACCAUUUGAUAUCAGGCUGAUCUCUACAGAUUAUGCAGAGCUAAGGGAGAAGCUUCACGCUCCCAUCAGAACCUCUGCCAACGUAGUGAUCCACCAAACUAUAAGUGAUCUAUUUCUGGACACAUUCAGAGCUCAGGUGGACCUCAAUCCACCGUAUACACUCCCUGAGGGACAGGAGGUGGAGCCUUGUAUCGGCUGUAUGCAGGUUCCAGCAGGCACCAAGCUGGUCAGACUCUGUCAUGCAGAAGGAGCUGAUAAUGUGUUGGAGUGUCAGCAGUGUUUCUGCAGACCCAUGUGGUGUCUGUCCUGUCUGGGUCGAUGGUUCGCUAGCCGCCAGGACCAGCAAAGACCUGAGACCUGGUUGUCCAGCAGAGUCCCCUGUCCCACCUGCAGAGCCAAAUUCUGCAUACUAGACAUCUGUGUGGUCCACUGACAACACUCACA
This is a messenger RNA of Scomber scombrus (Atlantic mackerel), 1171 nucleotides long. It is a transcript of the gene tmem129, whose product is annotated as transmembrane protein 129, E3 ubiquitin protein ligase. Gene Ontology annotation, molecular function: ubiquitin protein ligase activity. Bases 60 to 1160 code for a protein of 366 amino acids. Lineage: Eukaryota; Metazoa; Chordata; Actinopteri; Scombriformes; Scombridae. The record is from RefSeq and is a predicted model, not a curated record. Gene Ontology annotation, biological process: protein ubiquitination. The transcript is spliced from 8 exons. Gene Ontology annotation, cellular component: endoplasmic reticulum; membrane.